AACACCGAGCGCAAGUUCUCGCCGGCCAGCUGUCUGUUUGCAAGAUCUCAAAACAGCAGCUCAUGCUGUAUGGCGAGUUUAUUCCUUGUUUGCUCGCCUUGCCAUCACAGGCAAACAGCCUCCAUCUGACUGCUGCCUCUGCUGUGAUUUUCCUCUUAGCUGGUUUUGACAGCCUCUUGGAUUCAAGUGCAAAAAUCUGGAUACUGCAGUGAGUUGAGGAUAUAAAGGGAAUGCACAGAGCAGAACAGAGGCGUGCUCUCUCCUGGAUCGGUACUCUCUGACAGAGGCCAAACUCUGAGGUGGAGGAGGCUGUAAAGAGGCCCUGAAGGAGCCUCCCACCCUCCCUACCUGACCAGCCAAACCCAUCAGACAGCCAUGGCCCCUCGCAAGCGCGGUGGCAGCGGCCGUGGUGGCCUCUCCUUCAUCUUCUGCUGUUUUAACAGCAGCGAUCACCCGGAGAUCACCUACAGGCUGCGGGAGGACUUCGCACUGCAGGCCAUGGAGCCGGCACUGCCGAUGCCAGGAUACGAUGAGCUGGAUGGCAUGUUCUCCGAGCUGGUGGACGAGCUUGACCUCACAGAGAAACACAGGGAAGCUAUGUUCGCCCUGCCUGCAGAGAAGAAAUGGCAAAUCUACUGCAGCAAAAAAAAGGAACAAGAAGAAAACAAAAGUGCGACUAGUUGGCCGGAGUACUACAUUGAUCAGCUCAAUUCAAUGGCAGCUAGAAAGACUCUUCUUGCUCUGGAGAAGGAAGACGAGGAGGAGAGGAACAAAACCAUAGAGAGCUUGAAGACGGCUCUGAGGACGCAGCCUAUGAGGUUUGUGACUCGCUUCAUCGACCUGGACGGCCUCACAUGCAUCCUGAACUUCCUGAAGAGCAUGGACUACGAGACCACAGAGUCACAGAUCCACACGUCGCUGAUCGGCUGCAUCAAGGCUCUGAUGAACAACUCGCAGGGCCGCGCACAUGUCCUCUCUCACUCUGAGAGCAUCAACAUCAUUGCCCAGAGCUUGGCCACAGAAAACAUCAAGACAAAAGUGGCGGUGCUGGAGAUCAUGGGAGCCGUCUGUCUGGUGCCUGGAGGGCACAAAAAAAUCCUGCAGUCCAUGCUUCACUACCAACGUUUUGCCUGUGAGAGAACUCGCUUUCAGACACUUAUAAAUGAUCUGGACAGGAGUACGGGGCGAUACAGAGACGAGGUCAACCUGAAAACAGCCAUCAUGUCCUUUAUAAACGCAGUGCUGAGUCAAGGAGCUGGAGAGACAAGUUUGGAAUUCCGUAUCCACCUCCGAUAUGAGUUUCUUAUGCUGGGGAUCCAACCUGUGAUCGAUAAGCUACGUUCUCAUGAAAACUCCACAUUAGACAGGCAUUUAGACUACUUCGAGAUGCUGCGGAACGAGGAUGAGCUGGCUUUGUCAAAACGUUUCGAGUCGGUACACAUAGACACCAAAAGUGCCACCCAAGUUUUUGAUCUCAUCCGUAAGAAGAUGAACCACACUGAUGCAUACCCGCACUUUAUGUCUGUCCUGCAUCACUGUCUCCUCAUGCCACACAAGAGAAGUGGGAACACAGUGCAGUACUGGCUGCUGCUGGACCGCAUCGUCCAGCAGAUGGUCUUGCAGAAUGACAAAGGUCACGACCCCGAUGUCACACCACUGGAGAAUUUUAACGUGAAGAACGUUGUCCGGAUGCUGGUGAAUGAAAAUGAGGUCAAACAGUGGAAAGAGCAGGCAGAGAAAAUGAGAAAAGAGCACCAUGAGCUGCAGCAGAAGUUUGACAAGAAGGAGCGCGAAUGUGACGCCAAGACCCAGGAGAAAGAGGACAUGAUGCAGACGCUCAACAAGAUGAAAGAGAAGCUGGAGAAAGAAAGCACUGAGCACAAGAAUGUCAAACAGCAAGUUGCCGAGCUCACUACCCGACUGCAUGAACUCAGCACUAGACAGGCUGCUGCUGUUGUUCCAGGCGGCCCACCCCUCGCCCCCGGUCCUCCCGGAGGCCCUGUGCCUCCUCCACCCAUGCCAGCAUUCGCAGGUCUGUGCCCACCUCCCCCGCCGCCUCCAGGGGGCAUGAUGCCUCCUCCACCGCCCCCACCCCCUCCUCCAGGUGGUCCCCCGCCUCCUCCUGGACGCCCACCAGUCGGAGGAAUUCCUCCACCGCCAGGAGCACCCCUGGGACCAUCUUUGAAGAAGAAGACCAUUCCCCAGCCAGCCAAUCCACUCAAGUCAUUCAACUGGUCCAAGUUGGCAGAGAAUAAACUGGAGGGCACCGUUUGGAUGGAGGUGGAUGAUGCCAAAGUUUUCAAAAUCCUGGAUCUGGAGGACAUAGAAAAGACCUUCUCAGCCUAUCAGAGGCAGCAGAAAGAGGCAGAGGACGACACACUGAGCUCCAAAAAAGUCAAGGAGCUGUCAGUUAUCGACGGUCGCCGAGCACAGAACUGCAACAUCCUUCUGUCGCGCCUGAAGCUUUCAAAUGAGGAGAUGAAGAGAGCCAUUCUAACCAUGGACGAACAAGAGGACCUUCCCAAAGAUAUGCUGGAGCAGUUGCUGAAGUUUGUUCCAGAAAAGAGCGACGUCGACCUGCUGGAGGAGCACAAACAUGAGCUCGACCGAAUGGCAAAACCCGACCGCUUCCUCUAUGAGAUGAGCAGAAUAAACCACUACCAGCAGAGACUGCAGUCUUUAUACAUCAAAAAGAAGUUUGCAGAGAGGAUAGCGGAGCUCAAACCCAAAGUUGAAGCUCUGACAAAGGCGUCUAAGGAGGUUUUACACAGCAGAAACCUGAAGCAGCUGUUGGAGGUGGUGCUAGCCUUGGGAAACUACAUGAACAAGGGUCAGAGGGGGAAUGCUUACGGCUUCAAAGUGUCUUCACUCAACAAGAUCGCUGACACCAAAUCCAGUAUCGACAAAAACAUCACUCUCCUGCACUACCUGAUCACCAUCCUUGAAAAGAAAUACCCCAAAGUCCUGAUGUUCCAGGGAGACCUGCAGAGUAUCCCAGAGGCAGCCAAAGUCAACAUGACUGAGCUGGAAAAAGAUAUCGGCAACCUGCGAAGUGGACUGAAAAGUGUUGAGAAUGAGCUCGAAUACCAGAAGAAGCGACCGCAAGAGCUGGGCGACAAGUUUGUGUCCGUAGUGAGUCAGUUCAUCACUGUGGCCAGCUUCAGCUUCUCCGAUGUGGAGGACUCUUUGACUGAGGCCAAAGAACUGUUCCUGAGGGCAGUAAAACUCUUCGGCGAGGAUGCCAGCAAGAUGCAGCCAGAUGAGUUCUUUGGCAUCUUUGAUCAGUUCCUGCAGUCGUUCACCGAGGCUCAGCAGGAGAACGAGAACAUGCGGAAACGCAAAGAAGAGGAGGAGCGCAGGGCCAAAAUGGAAACUCAGCUUAAAGAACAGAGGGAGAAAGAGCGAAAGGCUCGGAAAGCAAAGGCAAACGGGGAAGACGACGGCGGCGAGUUUGACGACUUGGUGUCAGCGCUGCGAUCAGGCGAGGUCUUCGACAAGGACUUGUCCAAGAUGAAGCGCAACCGCAAGCGCAUCAACAGUCAGACGACGGACUCCAGCAGAGAGCGACCGGUCACAAAGCUCAACUUCUAGGCGGUGGUUGAGGUCAUCAUCCUUGUUUCUCCAGUUCAGCUGCCCUCGCCCCUCCUGCUCAUUAGUUUUUUCUGGGUCGAACUGACACUCACAUUCCUCAGCACCCUCCUCCAUUCCCAGCCAGCACGGCUUGAUAAACCAUGGCUUCGCACCAUCGCCAUGGAGCCACACACACACACAGCACAACAUGUUAAGACUUUCCAUCCUCUGAGUUUUUGAUGUUAAACGGAGCAGAAGCCAAAAUAUGUUCAGAGCCAAAUCUGAUAAUUCCUGCUGGAGAAACAGUUUGGUCAAAAUUAAUGUUUUAAAGACGUCGUCGUGCAGGAGGAGGAGGAGGAGGAUGUUUUUCCCGCUGAAAGGAGUUCCCUUACAGGUGUAAGAGAUGCUCAGUUUGAUAGGAUCCCUUCUGUGCAUUUUUUUGUAUGUCAGAAUCUAUGCACAGAGUGAAAUGUGCAGCCAGUAGACUUCUUCCGGGCUUGAUGCUCGAUCUAAACAGAUGAUUCCAUUAAAAAAACAAGGGGCCAUUUUGUACGGAUUGAUUUCAUAGAUUGAGAGGGGCUGCUUUCACAUGCCUGAAUUGUCCAAGUGAUCAUUUUUGAGAGAAAGACUGAAUCUGAACUUCAUCUUUAUACUGCUGUUCGCUCGCAGUCAGAACUAUCCCAGGACUGAGAGACUGCAUUACCAGAUAAAAGUGGUUUUAACUGUGAGCGACACAGCUGAGAAAGCAUUUUGUUUUUUCUAUUCAACAUUAUUGACAUGCAGCAUUUAUAUAUCUGAUCACUGUAUGUUUUAUUUUCCUGUUAAGAGCUGGCCUUAACUCUGUUGAUUUUAAUUGUUGAGUGGGUACUCUCCAGGCCUGGGCCUAAUCUGCAAUUUCUCAACAAGUGUGGACACUCGUGUCAUAGAUUACAUAUAUCUAUAUAUAAGGUUGCGUGCUUGUUACACAUGCACAUAUAAAGUCAUAAUUACUAUGCUAAAUGCCAUUAAAACCCCAAUACCCAAUCAAUGCAAUACACUUGUUCCCUCUCUGAUGGGAGUGCCCUGUUUUAAGUUUUUACUGAAUAGAUUACAUGUUUCCUGCACACUGGCUGGAUUUACACUGCAAAACACAAAACAAAAACUCUGAUUUUAACUCUUUUUGAUCCACAUGUGAUAUUUUCAUUCUUGUAGAAAACAUCAGAUGUGGAUGAGACACCUUUGAUUUUAAUUUUUCCCCUCAACUGUGUAAAUCCAUCCAGUGUCUGAUACUGUACCUCCAUUGGACUUUUAUAAUUUAAAUAUUGCCUUCCAUUGUAUGAUGACCUGAGGAAAAUAAAUGGGAGAAAACGU
Molecule: messenger RNA, 4920 nt
Organism: Scomber scombrus (Atlantic mackerel)
Lineage: Eukaryota; Metazoa; Chordata; Actinopteri; Scombriformes; Scombridae
Product: disheveled-associated activator of morphogenesis 1-like
Exons: 26
Coding region: 376-3591 (1071 amino acids)
Biological process (GO): actin cytoskeleton organization
Cellular component (GO): stress fiber
Molecular function (GO): actin binding; small GTPase binding
Source: RefSeq, a predicted model, not a curated record